Racocetra persica is the source of this 258-nucleotide messenger RNA. The record is from the annotation of a GenBank genome assembly. NCBI's taxonomy places the organism in Eukaryota, Fungi, Glomeromycota, Glomeromycetes, Diversisporales, Gigasporaceae.
GAUUUUGAACAUUGUGAUCCAAAAAAAUGCUCUGGUAAGAAACUUGCAAGAUUAGGGAUUGUGAAACUUUUAAAAGUUUCACAAAAGUUCCGUGGAAUAGUUUUAAGUCCACAAGGACAACAAGCUAUUUCACCUGCAGAUCGAAUAAUCAUACAAGAUCAUGGUUUGGCGGUUAUUGAUUGUUCUUGGGCAAGAUUAGAAGACGUCCCAUUUGCAAAAUUAAGGACGUUUAAUGACAGGCUAUGUAAGUGGAAUGUG